GGAUUCCUUUUCUCUCCUCACUCGUCUCUCUCUCUCUCUCUCUCUCUCUCUAGGGUUCCGAUUUCACUUUUCCCUUUUCCUACUGUACCUGCGAUUGAACCUCCACCCUCUCCGUUGGAAUUUCCUCGGCGUUAACGAAACUUCUCUUGCUUCAAAUCAACCAUGGAUGUUAGACUGAUUCCUCGAACAACGCUUUAGAUUUGUUAGGUUAAUGCUCUGCUCAUUUUCCCUUUGAAUGGUUGCUACGAUGGACUUAAAUGCUUCACCCCAACCCGAAGAAGAAGAAGACGAUGAGCCCUAUGUGAGACAUCUUGAAGAUGGCAGGAUUGAAUCUGCAGUCGAAAUAGCAAGACGGGAACGUGAAGAGAGGAGGAAACGAAUGAGAUACGACAAGCCAACGCAUAACUCUCAACCACUCUUCCGUGAUCAAUACUAUCAGAACCGGAAUGCUCAAGCUUAUGAUAGAUACAAGCUCCCUCAAGGUUGGCUGGAUUGCCCUGCUUCUGGGCAUGAGAUAGGAUUCAUCGUUCCUUCCAAAGUUCCUUUGAAUGAAGCUUACAACAAUCAUGUGCCUCCUGGUAGUAGAUACUCUUUUAAACAGGUGAUCCAUAACCAGAGGAUAGCUGGGAGAAAGCUUGGUCUAGUGAUUGAUUUGACAAAUACAACUCGUUACUAUUCUACGGCAGACCUAAAGAAAGAAGGCAUCAAGCAUGUUAAGAUUGCAUGCAGGGGUCGUGAUGCAGUGCCAGAUAAUGUGUCUGUCAACGCGUUUGUCAAUGAGGUUAAUCAGUUCGUCCUAAAUCUAAAACACUCAAAGAAGUAUAUUCUCGUCCACUGUACACAUGGGCAUAACCGGACAGGGUUUAUGAUAGUUCAUUAUCUUAUGCGAUCUGGGCCGAUGAAUGUCACACAGGCGUUAAAAAUCUUUUCCGAUGCCCGCCCCCCUGGAAUCUAUAAACCAGACUAUAUUGAUGCUUUAUACACAUUUUAUCACGAAAUAAAACCCGAGAGUGUUAUUUGCCCAUCAACUCCGGAAUGGAAGAGGUCUACCGAGCUCGAUUUAAAUGGUGAAGCUUUACCAGAUGAUGAUGAGGAUGGCGGUCCGGCUGGUCCUGUGCAAGUAAGCUCGGAGGAAACCCAUCAGGUGGAAGUAAAGAUGUCAAAUGAUGACGUUUUGGGUGAUGAAAUUCCCCAUGACCAGGAGGAAGGUUACCGGCAAUUCUUUUAUAGGAUGCUAUCUCUGAAUAUUGGGGGAAGAGGAUGUUCGCAGUUUCCAGGUUCACACCCUGUUUCCUUAAACAGGGAUAAUUUGCAACUGUUGAGGCAGCGGUACUAUUAUGCAACGUGGAAGGCCGAUGGAACGCGAUAUAUGAUGCUGCUAACCAUGGACGGAUGUUAUCUAGUAGAUAGGAGCUUUAGAUUUCGGAGGGUACAGAUGCGAUUCCCUUUCAAGCAUCCAACUGAAGGCAUAUCUGAUAAAGUGCACCAUUUCACAUUGCUUGAUGGAGAGAUGAUUAUUGAUACCUUGCCAGAUAAACAGAGGCAGGAGAGAAGAUACCUAAUAUAUGAUAUGGUAGCAAUCAACGGUCAAUCAGUUGUAGAGCGGCCUUUCUAUGAAAGAUGGAAGAUGCUCGAGAAGGAGGUGAUAGACCCCCGUAAUCACGAGAAGGCCAGAAGUCAAAUCUACCGAUAUGACCUCGAGCCUUUUAGGGUGCGGAGAAAGGAUUUCUGGUUGCUUUCGGCGGUUGAAAAGAUUUUGAAGGGUUUCAUACCAUCACUUUCACACGAAGCCGACGGCCUAAUCUUUCAGGGCUGGGAUGAUCCUUAUGUUGCCCGUACCCAUGAAGGUCUGUUGAAAUGGAAGUAUCCAGAAAUGAAUUCGGUUGACUUUCUGUACGAGCAGGAUGAGAGUGGCCGUGGAAUGCUGUUUUUGUUUGAAAGAGGGAAGAAAAAGCAUAUGGAUGGGAAUACUGUUGUUUUUAGAGAUGAUUCAGACCCUGCGGAGUACUCCGGGAAGAUUGUAGAGUGUUCGUGGGAUCAGGAUGAGCAAGUCUGGGUUAGCAUGCGAGUCAGGGUCGAUAAAUCAACGCCAAAUGAUAUCAACACUUAUAGAAAGGUGAUGAGAAGCAUAAAGGAUAACAUCACAGAGGAAGUGUUGCUCCAGGAGAUAAGGGAGAUCAUCCGGUUGCCUAUGUAUGCAGACCGUAUUCAAAUGGAUAGCAAAGCUGCGCGCCGCAGAUGAAACAACACCUCUUGUUGUUGUCUCUCGACGCAUACAUGAAGCUGAAUCAAGAAAGAGACAUCAUCUGCGGAUGGCCGGUAAUGUUCUUUACUCGUCUUCUUUGUGAAUCCAUGGUACUUGUAUACUGCUAACAGUUUUAGGGUUUAUUGUGGAAUCAUAUAUUCCGUUUGGCAUUUGUGAUGAUGGUUUUAGCUUUGCAAAAAAGGUGUGUGGUACUCUUGUAAGUGAUAUUCAUAUAUGUUUAGAUGUAGAAGUUGUAAUGGGACAAAUAAUAGUACUUAGGAAGGGAUAAUGUUGUAAUCUUUAGUAUUAGUAUCAUAUUAUUAUUGGUUCUGUUUUA
Raphanus sativus (radish) is the source of this 2582-nucleotide messenger RNA. RefSeq lists its product as uncharacterized. Gene Ontology annotation, molecular function: mRNA guanylyltransferase activity; protein tyrosine/serine/threonine phosphatase activity; ATP binding. The record is from RefSeq and is a predicted model, not a curated record. Gene Ontology annotation, biological process: 7-methylguanosine mRNA capping; DNA recombination; DNA repair. The transcript has 17 exons. Bases 236 to 2242 code for a protein of 668 amino acids. Lineage: Eukaryota; Viridiplantae; Streptophyta; Magnoliopsida; Brassicales; Brassicaceae.